CAAAAAGAGCAUGAACAUUGUGGCUACCUAGGCAACCAAUCACAAUGAAGAGAUUGCAACUAGGCACAAUUUCUUUGGCCCUUCUGAUUAUUCUUACAAAAUCUUCAAUUGCCAAUGCAUUAGAAGAUGGCAGUAUUAAGAAUGAAGAAUCUGACAAGGAAGAGCAAAAUCAUGUUCCAAAUUCUAUCUCAAGUUAUGGGAUUGAAACGGUGGGGGAGAUGGAAGAAGAUGAAUGGGAAAUGGUGCAAAAGAGAGGGAACCAAUUUGUGGUGAAUGAGAAACCAUUUUACAUAAAUGGAUUCAACACAUACUGGCUGAUGGUGUUUGCUGUGGAUGAGUCAACAAGAGGGAAGGUCACUGAGGUGUUCCAACAAGCUUCCUCAGUUGGCAUGACCGUUUGUAGGACUUGGGCCUUCAAUGAUGCCCAAUGGAGGGCCCUACAAAAAUCUCCAUCCGUUUAUGAUGAAGAUGUCUUCAAGGCAUUGGAUUUUGUGGUAAGUGAAGCAAAGAAAUACAAGAUCAGGUUGAUAUUAUCACUGGCAAACAAUUGGGAAGCAUAUGGUGGAAAAGCACAGUAUGUGAAAUGGGGAAAAGAUGCUGGCCUCAAUGUCUCUUCUGAUGACGACUUCUUCUCACAUCCAACUCUUAGAACCUACUACAAGAACCAUGUUAAGACGGUGUUGAAUAGAGUGAACACAUUGACAAAUAUGACAUACAAGGAAGAUCCAACCAUAUUUGCAUGGGAAUUGAUGAAUGAACCUCGAUGCACCUCAGAUCCCGCUGGUGAUAAGCUUCAGGAUUGGAUACAAGAAAUGGCAUUCCAUGUGAAGAAGAUUGAUCCAAAGCACCUAGUAGAAAUUGGAGUUGAAGGAUUUUAUGGGCCCUCAACCCCUCACAGAACUCAGUUCAAUCCAAAUUCAUAUGCAACACAAGUUGGAACUGAUUUCAUUAGGAACCACCAGGUUCUUGGUGUUGACUUUGCUUCUGCUCACAUAUAUGCUGACUCUUGGAUCUCACAGCAAAUUUCCGAAAGCCAUCUAGAAUUCAUAACAUCAUGGAUGCAAUCCCACAUAGAAGACGCGGAAAAGCAUCUGGGAAUGCCAAUAAUCUUUGCAGAAUUCGGUGUAUCAUCAAAGGACCCUGGCUACAAUGCAACAUACAGAGACAACCUUAUAACAAGUGUGUACAAAACAAUCUUAAACUCCACAAAGAAAGGAGGAAGUGGCGGCGGAACACUCUUGUGGCAGGUGUUUCCUGAAGGAACUGAUAACAUGGAUGAUGGUUAUGCUAUUGUGCUCUCUAAGUCUCCUUCUACUUCUGCUGUUGUGUCACUUCAGUCCUCAAGGCUUGCUUUGUUCAAUUCAAUGUGUUCUUCUAAAUUCCAGUGGAGUUGUAAGAAGAAGAAAGUCAUCUAUGAUCCUCAUGAUGAAUUCUAGAUUCUGAUCCAUGUAUUAAUAUAUCUCAUACAAUAUAUUUUACUCUAUCAAAUUAAAACAAGAAUAUAUAAUUUAUAUGUAUAUUUGUAUAUAUCAUGUGGUAUUUAAUGA
This is a messenger RNA of Arachis ipaensis, 1547 nucleotides long. Its product is annotated as mannan endo-1,4-beta-mannosidase 6. Gene Ontology annotation, molecular function: mannan endo-1,4-beta-mannosidase activity. Gene Ontology annotation, biological process: polysaccharide catabolic process. The record is from RefSeq and is a predicted model, not a curated record. Lineage: Eukaryota; Viridiplantae; Streptophyta; Magnoliopsida; Fabales; Fabaceae.